Molecule: messenger RNA, 1816 nt
Organism: Labrus bergylta (ballan wrasse)
Lineage: Eukaryota; Metazoa; Chordata; Actinopteri; Labriformes; Labridae
Gene: hspd1
Product: heat shock 60 protein 1
Biological process (GO): positive regulation of type II interferon production; protein import into mitochondrial intermembrane space; T cell activation
Cellular component (GO): mitochondrial inner membrane; mitochondrial matrix
Molecular function (GO): ATP binding; protein-folding chaperone binding; ATP-dependent protein folding chaperone
Source: RefSeq, a predicted model, not a curated record
AUGUUUCGUCUACCGACAGUCAUGAAGCAGGUGAGGCCUGUGUGCCGGGCGCUGGCUCCUCACCUCACACGAGGCUACGCUAAGGACGUGAAGUUUGGAGCUGAUGCUCGCGCUCUCAUGCUGCAGGGAGUCGACCUGCUGGCUGACGCUGUGGCCGUCACCAUGGGUCCAAAGGGUCGCAACGUCAUCAUCGAGCAGAGCUGGGGCAGCCCGAAGGUCACCAAGGACGGCGUGACUGUGGCCAAGAGCAUCGACCUGAAGGACAAGUACAUGAACAUCGGCGCCAAGCUGGUGCAGGACGUGGCCAACAACACCAACGAGGAGGCCGGAGACGGCACCACCACCGCCACCGUGCUCGCUCGGGCCAUCGCCAAGGAGGGCUUUGACACCAUCAGCAAAGGCGCCAACCCCGUGGAGAUCCGCCGCGGAGUCAUGAUGGCCGUGGAACACAUCAUUAAUGAGCUGAAGAAGCUCUCCAAGCCUGUCACAACCCCCGAGGAGAUCGCACAGGUUGCUACAAUCUCGGCCAAUGGAGAUGUAGAGAUUGGAACCAUCAUCUCCAACGCCAUGAAGAAAGUCGGCAGGAAGGGAGUCAUCACAGUCAAGGACGGGAAAACUCUGCACGAUGAGCUGGAGAUCAUCGAGGGCAUGAAGUUCGACCGCGGUUACAUCUCCCCUUACUUCAUCAACACCGCCAAAGGUCAGAAGGUCGAGUUCCAGGACGCCUACCUGCUGCUGAGCGAGAAGAAGAUCUCGAGCGUGCAGAGCAUCGUGCCGGCUCUGGAGAUCGCCAACCAGCACCGCAAACCACUGGUGAUCGUGGCUGAAGAUGUGGACGGGGAGGCGCUCAGCACGCUCGUCCUCAACAGGCUGAAGGUCGGUCUGCAGGUAGUGGCUGUUAAAGCUCCCGGCUUCGGAGACAACAGGAAGAACCAGCUGAGGGAUAUGGCCGUCGCCACCGGGGGCACUGUGUUUGGAGAGGAUACUCUGGGCGUCGCUCUCGAGGACAUCCAGGCUCACGACUUUGGUAAAAUCGGCGAGGUGCAGAUCACCAAAGACGACACCCUGCUGCUGAAGGGAGGAGGAAACCCCGCCGAUGUCGAGAAGCGUGCGUCGGAGAUCGUCGAGCAGCUGGAGAGCACCACAAGCGACUACGAGAAGGAGAAACUCAACGAGAGGCUCGCCAAGCUGUCGGACGGCGUCGCUGUUCUCAAGAUCGGAGGAACGAGUGACGUGGAGGUGAAUGAGAAGAAGGACCGAGUCACAGACGCUCUGAACGCCACACGAGCUGCAGUGGAGGAGGGAAUUGUACCUGGAGGAGGCUGCGCUCUGCUGCGCUGCAUCCCUUCACUCGACGAGAUCAAAGCUGCAAACUCAGACCAGAAGAUCGGUGUGGACAUCAUCAGACGGGCACUACGGAUCCCGGCCAUGACCAUCGCUAAGAAUGCCGGCGUGGAGGGCUCUCUGGUGGUGGAGAAGAUCCUGCGGAUCGGCGAGCUCGGCUAUGACGCCAUGCUGGGAGAGUACGUCAACAUGGUGGAGAAGGGCAUCAUCGACCCACCAAGGUGGUGAGGACGGCCCUCCUCGACGCCGCAGGAGUCGCCUCCCUGCUCUCCACCGCUGAGGCCGUCGUCACAGAGAUCCCAAGGAGGAGAAGGAGAUGCCCGGAGGCGGCAUGGGAGGAAUGGGCGGCAUGGGCGGAAUGGGCGGCAUGGGAGGAAUGGGUUUCUAAUGUGACCGUCCCGACUCGCUGUACAGACUUACAAAUGCAGGGUGGGACUGGAGGAGGAGGAGGAGGGUGGCGGCUGCUGAGGGA